Aspergillus lentulus is the source of this 1590-nucleotide messenger RNA. RefSeq lists its product as uncharacterized. Lineage: Eukaryota; Fungi; Ascomycota; Eurotiomycetes; Eurotiales; Aspergillaceae. The record is from RefSeq and is a predicted model, not a curated record.
AUGGCUGCACCCAGGCACGCUCUGCCCAACUUGUCGCAGUUUGCACCUCGGACUGGAGUAAUCGACACCACUUGCGAAAGCCAACCAAUUCGCCCCAACGAUGGGCUACAACCUUCUACGAAAUCAAAGAGGCGGAGGCGUCUCUCGGCGACAGAAGAUCAGCCUGCGAAAGACAGGAUAUUCUUUUUUGUCGAUUCGAAUUCUUCAUCGCGGGAAAAGCGGGCGUAUGUCAUGCGCCACCACGUCCAGGAAAAGCGACGGCAGCGCAAACAUUUACACCCUCACAACUCAGACGAUAGAAGGAAUAACCGACCCCUUCGGUAUCUCCCUUGGAAGCAGAAGACGAACGAAAAGGACGACCUCGACGGAAUCGAUGCAGUUGGAGGAACUGAAAGUGAGACAGUGUCUCAGAGUAACGCCUUGAUCCAGACACGCUUUCCCACGCCUAGACCCGCAGUCAGUGCUUAUAACAAACCCCUUCUUACGUCGCCCAUUGGCUUGCUUGAUGCAUCCAGUCAAGACCCUUUCCACAGUCUACCGAUGGUCUGCUCACAAGAAGAUCUUGAGCUGAUUGAUUGUUGGACAAACAAACUCACAUAUUGGUCUGGUCAAAAUAAGUACAUUAAGGACCAGAUUUUCCGCUCUGCCAUGGUUCACCCAUUACCUUUCCAAGCGGUCGUGCUUGGCUAUUGUUCCCGAUGGAAGGCUCAUAUUCAUAAUUUGACGGAUAGCCGACAAGUUCAAACUCAUAUUGGACAAGCUACGCGAAACAUAGAAAAGAUCAGAACAGGGUUGAUGGAUAUCGACGGAGACAAUCUCGCCAUGGCAUUAACAGGAUUGUCGCUGCAAGAAGAAAGAUUCGGUAGCCAGCAAAAGGCCCGAGAAUAUGCUGACCAGGCUGUCCAGAUUCUUCGAUCCCAGGGCGGGACUCGCAAAGGUGUCCAGGUAUUCUUGCAUUAUGUGCUAUAUGUCGCGAUAUCUCCACGGCCAACCGUCGACAAAGUCGGCCAACGGUGGCUGGUCACGUUUCUUCGCGCGGCCGAGGAAAUGAUGCAUAAACACACAUCAGCUGCGUGCCUGUCAUCUGUUCCCCUGCGACGAGAGGCAUUUCAAAUGGAUGGCUUAUUGUUCCCUUUGCUUUCCAGCGGGCCACGCCCAUCACAAGUGCCGCACACUUCGCGCCUAUACGUGGUGCGGGAUACGCCCAGCCAGGAGAUCUGCCGUACUGCGGCACUCAUCUAUAUUGCGACAACUUUAUGGGAUUUCCAAGACUCGCCGAGUAAAAUGAAUCGUUUCCUCAACUACGUUAUCACGGUCGUGAAGCAACACAAGCUUGAUCGUCAUCCUGCAUGCGAGACUCUAGUAUGGCUCUUAUUGGAAGAAGGAUACGAAGCAGAUAUGAGGGAUUCCGAACGAGCAUGGUCUACCGGCGAGCUAUUGAAGACACACAAGCAACUUCGACCAGACCUACAAUUCCAGUUCAAUGAAAUAUUACUGAGCCUGUUAAUGCUCACGCCGCCCGUGCGCGGUAUUGAUGCUUUUGAGGAGGAGCUCAACGCCGCUGCACCUGAAAUUGUGGAGCAGCUUUGA